AUGGGUCAUAACAUCAGCCACGUCGUUAAAUCAUCACUAGAAAGUCGCAGUAAUUACCAAAUAGAGUCUUUACUGCAAUCUGGUCAUCGGCUUUGCAAAAGUAAAGAUUACGAAAAUGCAAGAAUCCACUACUUGAAAGCCUUAGAAAUUAUCAAUCAGAAAGGUAGUGAAGGACUUUAUCGUGAUCAACUAUGCUGUGAAAUCUACAUGACCAUUGCUUACAUUUAUCAACAUCAGUUACAAAGUGACGAGGCAGAAUUGUAUUGCCGACUGGCUGAUACAUUAAUUGGUCAAAUCAAAACCCAACUGCGCGAGAAUAAAGAUUUGCAUUCUGUAUCUGUAUUGAAAGCCAAUAAAAAUAAUCACGAUAAUCAUUUAAUAUCUAGUUGGACCGAUUUUGGCCGUGAUAAUUUAGAUGCAUUGGAAAAUUACACUAUAAUUUUAGCUUCAUUAUAUACCAAAAUAGGCAGUAUAAAAUACAGCCAGUAUAAAUAUGAAUCUGCAGUAUCGGUUUGCCAGAGGGCGAUUUUUAUUAAAUCGAAUCUCUUAGGCAUUCGUGGUGAUUCAGAUAUUGCCACCAUGUAUGAUGUCAUUGGUCAUUCCUAUAAAUAUCAAGGUAAAUACACCAAUGCCCUGGAUAAUUAUCAUAAGUCAUUAAAGAUCCAAUCAAAAAUAUCAGGAAACGGAAAUUAUAGUCUAAGUAUCGCCAACUGUUAUGAAAAUAUUGGCGAAAUAUUUCAUCGACAGAAAAAUUUCGGUCAAGCUUUAUCCUUGCAUAAGAAAUCGUUGAAUAUUCGAUCAAAGAUAUUAGGAUACGAUACUAUUGAAGUCUUACACUCCAGCAGUAGACUUGCUAAAACUAUGUGGGAAUAUAACAACGCUUGUGAAUCUGCUAUACAGGACUAA
Trichoplax adhaerens is the source of this 906-nucleotide messenger RNA. RefSeq lists its product as uncharacterized. The transcript has a single exon. Gene Ontology annotation, molecular function: protein binding. The record is from RefSeq and is a predicted model, not a curated record. Bases 1 to 906 code for a protein of 301 amino acids. Lineage: Eukaryota; Metazoa; Placozoa; Uniplacotomia; Trichoplacea; Trichoplacidae.